ACCACCCCAAGAAUUGUCCCCUCAAGGUACUUUCAAGACAUGGGUUUCAUCUCUCUUUUGUUUGAGUCUACAAAUUUCUCAUUUUCUUUCCGGUUCAUGUCCUCUUACUGUCUUGCUCUUAGCAAGAAAGCAACAUUUGACUGUAACAAUGGUAAUAGUUUCUAACAAGCUUCAAUCCCCCAAUUGACUGCUAUGGACACAGAUGGGUGAGUUAAUGUUGCCUGAAGUUUCUUUGAACAGGUAUGUUGAUGAAAAGGGCAGAAUUGUAUCAGGAGUAUGUGAAGUGCCUAUCCCAGCACAGCGGGGCUCUUUCAUCCCAUUUACAUCAUGGAUGGGAUUAGGUAGAUUGAUCAAGCAAUUAUAUGGCCAACCCUUGCAUUACCUCCACAACAUUCUCCUAACACAGUGGGACCAACUGAGAUUUGGAAGUGAGGAUAAAGACAGGCCUCUGGAUAUCAUCGUUCAUCCUUGUAAAGCUGAAGCCACUAUCUGGCUCAUUGAAGAAACCCAUCGGCACACCACAUCUUCCCAUCACAUAGCUCAACUCUGGCUGUUAUAUCCAAUGCAUGAUGCUUUUGUUGAUCCCAUCUUCCCUGAGUUGUGAUGUUUCAUUUGUUCACUUCUAACCUAUUUGCUGAUUCUGUGUAAUGUUUCUUACAACUCAAUAGAGCCUUGACGCUGCU
Molecule: messenger RNA, 683 nt
Organism: Rubroshorea leprosula
Lineage: Eukaryota; Viridiplantae; Streptophyta; Magnoliopsida; Malvales; Dipterocarpaceae
Source: the annotation of a GenBank genome assembly